Messenger RNA from Lycium barbarum (goji berry), 2708 nucleotides. Its product is annotated as ABC transporter G family member 12-like. NCBI's taxonomy places the organism in Eukaryota, Viridiplantae, Streptophyta, Magnoliopsida, Solanales, Solanaceae. Bases 199 to 1971 code for a protein of 590 amino acids. Gene Ontology annotation, cellular component: membrane. Gene Ontology annotation, molecular function: ATP binding; ATP hydrolysis activity; ABC-type transporter activity. The transcript is spliced from 9 exons. The record is from RefSeq and is a predicted model, not a curated record.
UGUACUAUUCCAGCCAUUAAAUUCUAAGUAGAAAGAGCGAAAUUAAAGCCACUUAACUAUAAGGAGAGGAGCUCCAGCCACUGUACUUACACCGUCGUAUACCAGAACAUCAUUCUAUAUAUCCCUCAUUCAAUCUGAUCUACCGGCUCUAAAACCGGCCUCUAAGAGCACUUUGGGAAGUCAUAAAUACAUAUAUCUAUGGAGAUAGAGGCCGCACCUGCAGCUGGUGAUGUUGAAAAGGGGGUGGCAGAGAGUGUGUCAUGUGGAAUAGAGAGUAGUGCAGCAUAUCUGAUUUGGGAAGAAGUAACAGUUGUGUUACCAAAAUUUGGAGGAGGACCAACUAAAAGACUACUCAAUGGGCUCUCUGGUUAUGCUGAACCUGGUAGAAUUAUGGCUAUUAUGGGUCCUUCUGGUUCUGGCAAAUCCACUCUUCUUGAUUCUUUAGCAGGCAGACUUUCAGCAAAUCUUGUCCUGACUGGAAAUAUUCUUCUCAAUGGAAAGAAGAGAAGACUUGACCAUGAUUUUGUUGCUUAUGUGACACAAGAAGAUGUACUAAUGGGAACUCUAACAGUGAGAGAAACUAUCCAAUACUCAGCUCAAUUGAGGCUCCCAAGCAACAUAACCAAAAAAGAAGUAAACUUGAUUGUAGACAAUGUUAUAUCAGAGAUGGGGUUAGAGGAUUGCGCAGAAACUUUGAUUGGAAAUUGGCAUUUGAGAGGAAUAAGUGGUGGUGAAAAGAAGAGAUUAAGCAUUGCACUUGAGAUAAUCACACAACCUCAACUAUUGUUUCUUGAUGAGCCUACAAGUGGACUUGACAGUGCUUCUGCCUAUUUUGUUGUUCAAGUUCUUAAGAACAUUGCAUGUGGUGGAAGUGGAAGGACUAUAAUAUGCUCCAUUCAUCAGCCAAGUAGUGAAGUUUUUGCCCUAUUUGAUGACCUCGUCUUGCUAUCUUCUGGUGAAACUAUUUAUUUUGGAGAUGCUAAACUCGCCGUAGAGUUCUUUGGUGAUUCAGGGUUUGCAUGUCCAACAAGAAGAAAUCCUGCUGACCAUUUUCUUCGCUGCAUUAAUUCAGACUUUGAUGAUGUAACUGCCACUUUAAUUGGGUCUCAGAGAAUAAAUGAUAUCAAAGAGUCCUCAGGUUCACUUGUUUAUCUGCCAACAGCAGAGUGUCGAGUAAGGCUUAUUCAAAAUUACAAAUAUUCAAAGCAUAAGUUGAGGACAAAAGCUAGAAUUCGCGAACUCGCAAAUAUGAAAGAUAUUGUAUUUAAAGAAAGUGGUGGGAGCCAAGCAAGAUGGUUGAAGCAACUGUGUACAUUGAUAAAGAGAUCAUUGAAGAACAUGAGUAGAGAUUUUGGGUAUUAUUGGUUAAGGAUUAUAGUUUACAUGAUAUUGUCUCUUUGUGCUGGUACUGUGUUCUAUGAUGUUGGAACUGGACAUGAUGCUAUAAUUGCAAGGGGAGCUUGUGGUGGAUUCAUUUCAGGCUUCAUGAGUUUCAUGUCCAUUGGAGGUUUCCCAUCUUUCAUUGAAGAAAUGAAGAUAUUUGAGAAAGAAAGGAAAAGUGGACACUAUGGUGUUGGUGUAUUCAUUCUUUCAAACUUCAUUUCAUCAUUCCCAUUCCUAGUUGUUAUGUCUCUGAGCUCAGCAGCCAUUACAUACAACCUGGUGAAGUUCCACCCUGGUUUCUUCCAUUUCUUGUAUGCUGCCAUUGAUCUAUUGAGCUCCAUAGCUGUUGUUGAAAGUUGCAUGAUGGUUGUGGCUUGCUUUGUUCCAAAUUUCACCAUGGGACUUGUUGUUGGUGCUGGACUUCUCGGAAUUAUGAUGGCCUCAGCUGGCUUUUUCAGGCUAAUGCCUGAUCUUCCAAAAGUCUUUUGGAGAUACCCUAUUUCGUAUGUUAAUUACAUGGCAUGGGCCUUACAGUGUCAUAAAAAUCUAAACAGUACUUGUCUUACGAUGUUGUGGACGGCUAUAUGAAGUGAAAGGGGUAAACUGUGACUCAAAUAUCCCUCUGCUAGUAGUGUUUCGAGAAAGCAAAAUGGGAGAAUUGAUCCAUAUAAACCCUCACCCCCCUCACCCCGACAUACAGAUUCUCAAAAGAGACUAUGGUGAACAGUGUAAAUCAACAUUUUAUUUCCCUUGAUAUUUUUCGGGUGAUUCGUCUAUGGUAAUGAAGGAAAAAAGCUCCAAUAUAGUAUAUGCUUUCUGAAGAUGAGCUUAGAUAAUUUUCCCAUGUUUCUCCUGGAUGAAGAACUUACAAGUUACAAGGCAGGUAUUUUUUAAUUUUCUUCCUUUAAUACAUGUUAGUGAAUAUACAUUUAAGUAUUUGGCCCCAUUUUCAUACUAGAAAUUGUAUCGUCCUUAAUGCCAGAUCUUGUAUUCAACUUAUGCUGGUUGUUCAAAAUAAUAAGCAUCUGAAAAUAGCUUGUUUUAUAGACUAGAUUUGCCCAUUAUCAUAGACAAUAUUAAGAACGGUUAUAAGGGAAGACAAUGGAAGAAACCUUAGUAUUGCAUUCAUUUCUGCCUCCUCUACAGUCGGACUCGACAAUUCUGAAAAGACAGGCUGACAAUUUGUACAGUCAAGAUAAACGAAUAAUCCGCAUGCGUGAGCCCAAAAUGAGCAUCUCCAACAUCACACCUAGAUUGUCUUGAGCACCCAAGCGGAGAUGCUCUCUUCAUUUUAGCGAAAGCGUAAGAAAAACGAAGAGGGGAAG